AGGUAACCUUAGGUCCUCGUAGGUCCUGCCAAUCUUCCCUACUUUUCCCCGCGCUGGUUCCUCUACAUUGGAGGAACGUUCCCUCGAAUCAAGAUCGGUUCAGCUGGUGGGUCAAUUCCGACAGCCGUUUCAGUUCUACUUACUUCCGCCUCUGAGCAGCAGCAGCUCGCUAAAGCCUCCACCUCCGCCAGCCGGGAGUUGGGUUGCGAGCCCGGCCACCCCCCACCCCUGGCCCGCCCGAGUCGCUGUCGCCGCGUCGAGUCCGCGUCAGCAGUCGGCGUCGGCAGCAGACAGCAACGCAACGCCUCGCUACAGCUCCUGUUCGCACAGCUUGUUUAAGGGACUUCAUCUCGACACCGCUUCAUCCUGCGUGGGCCGCACUCAAGACUUGAAGCGCUUCUCGAGGGAGACUUCAUCCUCGACCACUGUCGGAACCUGACGGUCAUGGAGUCCUUGAGGGAGUCACCAAUAGCUGCUGUGGACGGCCAAACCAUGGGGAAGGAAGAAGUCCCGUUGCAGGGGCCAAACGAAGAGACGUCGCUGCUGUCGCUGCCGGACGACGACCUGCUGAGCGUGCUGGAGUACCUGAACACGCCAGACCUGCUGUCCUGCCGGGCGGUGUGUCAUCGCUUGCGGGACGUCGCUCUUCGGCCGGAGCUGUGGCGGCGACGCAGCUUCAACUUCGGGCGACGGAGGCCACGCAGCUUUGACUUCGGGCAACGCGACCUCUCCAGCAGAAGCCUGCAAGCCGCCGUCCUGCGCGUGGCGCCGUGUGCCUCCAGCCUGUCCAUGUGGUUUACAGGCAACAGCGACGCGCCCGGCACGCUGGCCGCCACCACCAGAUGCGCGGCCGUCAAGCUGAUCCUCGAGGUGGACGACCACCCCGCGCGGCUGGCAGCGGCCAAACUCGUGAUCCGCAACCAGGCGGCGCUGGGGAUGCUGAGGACUCUGGAAGUGCGCUCGGGCGUCUUCACGCGCAACGACGGCCACGACGCCUUCGCGGACGUGCUGGCGGAGGCCUUCUCCACCCAGGGCCUGACCCGGUUAGUCGUGGAGGUAACCUGGAGGGUGAAGUGGCCCAAGAGGGCUGAGCCCGCGCCGCGGAUCCCGGCGUCCAUCAAGGAGGUGGAACUCACAGACGUGGACCCUUGCUUCGUGCACCGCGUGCUGCGCUCGCACGCCGCCACGCUGCGGGUCGUGAGCCUGAGCGGGGACUGCCAGGGCGUGGCGCCGCUGCUGGCCGCCAUCCCCGGGCUGCAGCGCUUGGAGUGCCCCGUGAUGGAGGACCUGCCACUGGUGGCGAAGUGCGCGUCGCUGCGCUCCCUCAAGCUGACCGUGUCGCGGUGCAAGGGCAGCACCGACGAGGCUGCGUCCCAGGCCACCGCGGCGGCCUUCCUGCGCGCCGCCACGCACCUCGAGGAACUCGAGCUCAACAACGAGUCCUAUGCUCCGUCCUCCGUUCCCGUGGAGCUGCUGACGGGGCUGGCGUCAUGGGGCCGCGCCGCCCUGCGGAAGCUGUGCUUCUCUUGCCGCGCUGAACUUGGCGACCGCCUCGAGAUGGAGCUGGCCUCGGCUCUGCCCGGACUGCCCGCCCUGGAGUUUCUCGUCAUGCCCCGCACUGUGUCCCGGCGCGUCCUGGCCGCCAUCAACCCCGGCAGGAUGCCCCGUCUUCGCGGCCUCAGCAUUCCCGAAUUCUACCAGAUGACCGAAACUUGGUGCGCGCACGCCGCCAUGCACGAGCCGGACGUGUGCCGCAUCCUCGCCAGCUACGCCCACUUCUUCCUGGUCGUGGGAAACAGUUUGUGCGAGGGGGAGCAGCGGUGCGAGCACUGCGCCAAGGGCUGCCACGGCGUGCCCUGGCCAUCGCAGGUGUAUGAGGUGGGCUUCUACACGCACGAAGCGCCCGGCAAGGAGGCAGUGGAUGGAUUGAGCAUGUGGUAUCCAUGCGAGACGUGGAUGAAAGUGUGAUGAUUCUUCUAUGCUCGUGUAUACCGCACUAGCAUUUUUACCUUGAGUGCAAGAAUUGUCCAAAUAUCAUCGUGGAGGUCAUCUAUGCUAUGUAAGUGUUUUGGAAGCCUGAGAACAUGUUCAAAUCAAUCUAUAGCAAAAACCAAUUUGUUAAAAUUUAAUGUUUGUUAUGUGGAAAGGACUCAAUUGCUUAUUUGUCGAAAGCUGUGAAAUAUAUCUUUUCAAAGCAAAAAUUUAACCCCAAA
Molecule: messenger RNA, 2213 nt
Organism: Thrips palmi
Lineage: Eukaryota; Metazoa; Arthropoda; Insecta; Thysanoptera; Thripidae
Exons: 3
Coding region: 445-1968 (507 amino acids)
Molecular function (GO): protein binding
Source: RefSeq, a predicted model, not a curated record